AUGGCCCCUCCUACUCCCACCUCUAACCCUUUCGCCGCCAUGAGGAACUUUGGUGGUGUGGUGUCGUCUGCUCUUUCCUUCGGUGAUAGGUCUCGCCAAGUUUCCUCUCUUGGCCUCGGCACUCUUUCCCUGGGGGAACCGUCUGGCGCCGCCUCGCCUCCUCGCUCUGCUUCUCCUCCCGCCAGUCCUCCUGCCGGUUCUCCCGCCCGUUCUCCCUCCGCUUCUCCUCCUGCCGCCAGCCCUCGCCGCAGGACGCCCGCCUUUCGUCCUGAUGAUGAUAUGGUGGCGGUUAGUGUAGAGGAUAACAAUGUUGAUAGUCCUGAGUCCGCUCCUGCCCCUCCCCCUGCUCAAAUUGUGGGCCAGAAACGACGCCGUUCCCUCUCCUCUUCUUCUUCUUCCUCUUCUUCUUCUUCCUCUUCUUCUUCCUCUUCCGGGGUUCUCCCCCCCCCCAACGCCAUCGCCGCUGCCGCCGCUGCUGCCGCCGCCCGCUCUGCCGCCGCCGCCGCCGCCGCCGGUCCUGCUGCCGGUCCUGCUGCCGCCCCCCCCGUCGCUGUUCCCCCCCCUUCUCCCAGAGGGGAGCCUUCGCCCAAACGGGUGAAGAGAUCACUGCGGGAAGAAGAGUACUUGUGGGAGAAGAUGAAGUCCGAGCCUGGUCGUUGGAUCGCGGUUGGUGUUGACGAAGCGUGUGAUCGUUGCCGGCCCUCCGUUGUGCUUCAUGCACGUCUGGCCCCUGCUCCUUUCUGUCCCGUUUCCUCUGCCCGGGACAUCCCGCCCCGUCCCUUCGACGCUUCUCCUCUCCCCCCUCCCCAGACUCCAGCGUCUGUCCCCCGUUCGCGGGUACCGUCUUCGUCUCUCCGGUCGGUUCGCCGUACUUCGCCGGACCUCCGCCCGUCGCCUCCGUCGCCGUCGCCCUUCGCUCCUGUGGCCGGCCCAUCACGUCUCCCGGCUGUUCCUCCUUCGUCUUCUCGCCGUCCUUCGGCCUCUGCUCCUUCGGCCUCCCGUCCUUCGGCCUCCCGUCCUUCGGCCUCUCGUCCUUCGGCGCCACGCCCGUCCUCUCCAGUGGUAGCUUCUCCUCCGGCUCACAGCACCCGAAGUCGGCGUCCUUCCGUUCCUCCGGCCGCUUCGGCGGCCCCUCCCGUCACCCCUCCCUCUGCUUCCCAGAAGACACCGAAGUCUUCUUUAAAGAAAUCAAAAGGGAAAUCUAAAGAGAAGGAGGUUGCCUUCGAUGAUGGUGAUGUGGAAGGUGAAGAUACUCAGCGUGCUGGUCCCUCUGCUCCCCGGUUGUCCCUCGUCCACCCUCGUAUCUCCCUGGACGUCCGUAUUCCUGAGGACGAAAAGGAAUUCGCCACUUAUCGUUCUCUCGUCCUCGGUCUCACUACUCAGCUUGAGGCCGCCCGAAAUGAUACAUCUCUCCUGCUUGACUUCUCUUCUCGUCAAGCUAACGCUUUAAACAAUCUUACUGCGGCGUUAGUAGAUGUAGUCAACACUGGGGCUCUGGACGACGAAGCAAGGACAAGGUUAGCGGCCGUCUCUCGCCGAAGCCUUACUGAGAUAGCCGAUGUUCGCCGAAGACUGUUCGACACCCCCUUCCUAGUCACUCCUAUGGCGUAUGAGCCACCACCGUCCCUUGACUGGUUAGGUCGCCGUAGUAAUUCUCGUGUCCCAGCUUCCGCCCAGACUGCUCUCGACCUCCUCAGUCUUCCCUUCGAGUGUCUACGGACCAUACGUUCUCUGUGGAGGACCCCGAGCAUGCAAGCUGCUCGAGAUGUCCAGGACUUCGGUGACUUCUUUGGGGCUAUGAAUCGGGCAUGGAAUGCUUCUCUCUCUACUGCGUUCCCGUCUGAGACUCUCGAUCUACCUUCGGUCAUCGGUAGCCUCCACACCAAUCCCGCGGGACCGAGUAGAUCGAAGGAGAAAGGAAAAGGAAAAGGUAAGGGUAAGAGUAAGGACAAGUGA
Molecule: messenger RNA, 1956 nt
Organism: Tremella mesenterica DSM 1558
Lineage: Eukaryota; Fungi; Basidiomycota; Tremellomycetes; Tremellales; Tremellaceae
Exons: 5
Coding region: 1-1956 (651 amino acids)
Source: RefSeq, a predicted model, not a curated record